Messenger RNA from Phytophthora infestans T30-4, 996 nucleotides. Its product is annotated as RXLR effector family, putative. The coding region runs from base 1 to 996 and encodes 331 amino acids. The record is from RefSeq and is a predicted model, not a curated record. The transcript has 2 exons. Lineage: Eukaryota; Oomycota; Peronosporomycetes; Peronosporales; Peronosporaceae.
AUGACUUCGAAUUUAAAGAGCCUGGUGCAACAGUUAAAGAGCGAGCAACGGAUGGUGUGGAUUACGCAAGGGAGGUCUGUCGACGAUGUCUUCAACCUACUGAAGCUGAAUGACGACGGUCUAAAUGUCCUUCGAAGUCGAAAGUUCGAGGUACUGGAAGACUACGUUACGAAGCUUAAUCACGGGCAGUCAGUAGAUGAAACGCUGGUAAAGGUCUUGACGAAGCACAUGGACGGAGAGGACAACUUGGUGAGACUGCUUGACCAAGCAAAGUGGAGUACGCGAUCGCUCGACAAGGCCAACCAUCUAGAGACUGCUCUAUUGACCAAGUGGCAAAACGAAAAAUUGUUACCAAUGAGUGUUUGGUCACGACUGAAGUUCAGUGACAAUGUGGAUGACGCUCUGGACAGCAGGAAACUAAAUAUGUUCUCCAACUAUAUCUCGAAGUACUUUCCGGACAACGAGAUGUCAGUGCUUGAGCGAUUCACAGCGAAAUACGGAGAAGUCUCGGCGGCAAAGGCACUCAUCACGGCCAAGCGAAAAACGGCAACGCAAGAAUUCGCGACAAAGCUACAAGCGCAGCAGCUAGAGGGCUGGAUGGCGAAGAUAAAAGAUGACGGGGUAAAAGCGAUGAAAAGCCGAAAGUUGGACGUUCUAAGCGAGUACAUUACGCUGUCCAAUGCCAACAAGAGGCCCCAAGAUAAAACGCAUUUGUUUAGGGUGGUGAGAAAAGGCUUCGGUGACGGGGACCUUGCCCGUGUGCUCGCUACGGCGCAGGCGACAACAGAUCCACAGGUAAUCGCGAAUGCCAACAAAUAUCAGAAUCAACUGUUUAAGCGCUGGUUUCAAGGCAGCGUUGAGCCAAAGGACGUGUACACGACGUUUCUCAGUGGCAAGACCGGUGGAUUGGAAACAGUGAUUGCAACUCGAUACGCGGAUUUCUAUCAUAAACGCCAGCCCAAGGUACACAUCUUUAACGACCCCAGGCGGUUUUAA